Messenger RNA from Moneuplotes crassus, 1298 nucleotides. The record is from the annotation of a GenBank genome assembly. NCBI's taxonomy places the organism in Eukaryota, Ciliophora, Spirotrichea, Euplotida, Euplotidae.
GUCCAGAUUUUGAAUCACAGAUUUUUAUGCCUAAAAAUCCAUACAAAAUUUCUUCUCAACAAACUCCUGUUCUGACUAGAACAAGCUCUAGGCCUUGCUUGCAAGGCCUGAAUGGAUACUCAAGGUCAAGGAGUACUUCUCGGAUUCCACAGAAGAAUCUUCUGGGGGAAGUCCUCCAGAAAGAGUCUGCUCUGGAUGCCUCUCCUCAUGUUUGUACUAAAUCCAGAGAUUAUCUUAAUGAAAAAUACAGGCCAUCCAAAGCAUGCAAACAUCUUCAAGAGGGCGAACCAAACACUAAAUCUAAUGAAGCAAGGAUACCAAUAAAUCCAGUUGCUCAGUUUACUUCAAAUAAAAUUUUCAGAAAUAAGAGAGACCAAGAGUUGAAUAAUGAUCAGAUAUUUCUUCCUCGGAAGCAUAAGCUGAUGGAUUAUAUCCUGAAUAGGCCAAGGUAUUUUACAUCUGACAUUCAUAGGCCUCAAGCCCAGCUAGGAGGAGCUUAUCAUAACUAUGAAAAUAGACAUACUUCUUCAGGAAGAGGACUAAAGAAUAAAAGAAGUUUACAGCUCAGGCAGUCAUAUUUUCAGAAAACACAGAAGAUUUAUGUAUCUCGAAAGAGCUACUCUGGUGCUCAAGAGAUUAUCCAAAAACCUAGCAAAGUGAUCUUUAGUAACCAGGCCUUGCAAGGAAGGGAAUAUGGCUCUCCCAUACUUGAUAAGUCUUCAUUACUACAAUGCUGUGACUAUUCAACAGAUAAUACUGAAUUUACCUACAAUUUCCGGAAAAAAUCUGUGAAUUCUUCGAUAACUUUGAAAAAGAAGCCGAAUAUUACUUCUAACACAUGCAUGAAAAAGGGUGAAGAGUCUAUCCAGCCUAGCAAGGUUAGCUCUCUGAAGGACCCUCCGAAGAGCACGGCUGAUCCUUCUUGUAGAAUUGAUAUUAAAUUCCUAAGAACAAAUGGGGAAAUACCCUUGAAAUUGGAACUAUUCAAAUCAAAAAGACCUUCGUAUUCUUCCUUACAGAAGUUGAAGGCAAAGUUGAAUCCUCUGAUAUGUGCACAGAAAGAGCAAGAGCAAUCUCUAGACUGUGGUUUGACUAUUAAAAAUAAAAUACUUAAUGAAGCUAAGAUUUUACUGAAGAAGCCUGAGAAAUUCAAAGUAAGGCAUAGCAAAUUUAGAAACUUAAAGAGUCAUAGUGGUGUCAAUAAAAGUGUGGAGAAUCAGCCCGCAAAAAGACUUAAUCUUGACCUGGAUUUAUAGGUCAUUCUAAAUUUCAGCUUUCAAUGCUAAAAAGAAGUUUAC